Messenger RNA from Henningerozyma blattae CBS 6284, 459 nucleotides. It is a transcript of the gene RPS31, whose product is annotated as ubiquitin-40S ribosomal protein eS31 RPS31 fusion protein. Gene Ontology annotation, cellular component: nucleus; ribosome; cytoplasm. The coding region runs from base 1 to 459 and encodes 152 amino acids. Lineage: Eukaryota; Fungi; Ascomycota; Saccharomycetes; Saccharomycetales; Saccharomycetaceae. The transcript has a single exon. Gene Ontology annotation, molecular function: ubiquitin protein ligase binding; protein tag activity; structural constituent of ribosome. Gene Ontology annotation, biological process: translation; modification-dependent protein catabolic process; protein ubiquitination. The record is from RefSeq and is a predicted model, not a curated record.
AUGCAAAUUUUCGUCAAAACCUUAACUGGUAAGACUAUUACUUUGGAAGUCGAAUCCUCCGACACCAUUGAUAAUGUCAAAUCCAAGAUUCAAGACAAAGAAGGUAUCCCACCUGAUCAACAAAGAUUAAUCUUUGCUGGUAAGCAAUUGGAAGAUGGUAGAACCUUAUCUGACUACAACAUCCAAAAGGAAUCCACCUUACACUUGGUCUUGAGAUUGAGAGGUGGUGGUAAGAAGAGAAAGAAGAAGGUCUACACCACCCCAAAGAAGAUUCCUCACAAGCACAAGAAGGUUAAGUUAGCUAUCUUGUCUUACUUCAAAGUUGAUGAUGAAGGUAAGGUUGUUAAAUUAAGAAAGGAAUGUACCAACUCCACUUGUGGUGCUGGUGUAUUCUUAGCUAACCACAAGACCAGAUACUACUGUGGUAAGUGUCACUCCGUUUACAAGGUUAACGCUUAA